Messenger RNA from Ylistrum balloti, 4570 nucleotides. Its product is annotated as adenosine deaminase domain-containing protein 1-like. Gene Ontology annotation, cellular component: cytoplasm; nucleolus. Bases 197 to 2143 code for a protein of 648 amino acids. Gene Ontology annotation, biological process: adenosine to inosine editing; RNA processing. Lineage: Eukaryota; Metazoa; Mollusca; Bivalvia; Pectinida; Pectinidae. The record is from RefSeq and is a predicted model, not a curated record. Gene Ontology annotation, molecular function: double-stranded RNA adenosine deaminase activity; double-stranded RNA binding; tRNA-specific adenosine deaminase activity. The transcript has 13 exons.
AAUAUCAACAAUUUAACAAUUACAGAUAAGAUAUAUUAGUAAGGAAACAUAAACGAUCUAAAUCAUCUAAAUUGGCGAUGACAUGUAGGUUCAGAAAUUUCUAAUAAUAGAUCGUAUUUGGAGGGGAUUUCCCACACUUUCCAGCUAGUUGCAUGGUUGCCCGGGGAAGAGACCAGGCAACACACAAGAAACGAUUAUGUUUGAAGCCUCCAAACAAGCUCAAAAGAAGUACAUUCCUGGGCUGACUGCUCGGCCGGAUGACCAGCCAUUACCACAAGGGGCUAGGCAAGAUGAUGUGAAGGAAAUCCCUCCAGAACUGAUUGAAAACUUCAAGAAUGGUACCAAGCAACCGGUUAUGGCUAUUCAUGAAUACUGUUCCUUAAAAAGAUGGGCAGUUUCUUUCCGAGAAGUGGCAUCUAAUAUACAGUCAUUUGGGACACAGUUUGCCAUGACCUGCACAGUAAACGGUAAAGAAUAUCCACAAGGAUUGGGGAGGACUAAAAAAGAUGCUAAGUCUAAUGCCGCCAAGAUAGCAAUGUCCAUUAUAUUAGGAGUCUAUGAUGAGGUCGUGGAGGACUCCGAUGAUGAAACUGUGAUGUAUGAUUCCAUGGGAAGAAAGCUGUGUACAAGCACAGGUAUGACGCAGUACGAAUCUGCUGCCAAGAAAAGUAUAAUGAGGCAUCUUAACAUGGAGCAGCAUUUAGGAGGUGCUUCCCAGGAACAGAAUCCAAUCACUGCUUUACAACAAUAUUGUGCCCAACACGGCAUGCCCUUCGAGAUAGAGAUAGGGGAUGAACCAGGACCUAUGGGGUAUGAGGCAUUUGUGUUAAUCAAUGAUGAUAUUAUUGGAGAAGGCACUGGCAGUAACAAGAAAGACAGCAAAAGAUUGGCUUGCCAGAGUGCCCUUUACCAUCUCACACAGCAAGAUGAGAUGAAAAAGGCAACAGAGGUAGUAAUGACAGAGGAGGACAAGAUUUCUCAGAUAUGUGGCCUAAAACUGGAGAGCAUGUUUAAAGAAGUACCAUUGCUAGCACAAUGUAAGACAUCACUGGCAGCAUUUGUCAUCAAAAGAGGUGAUGGUAAUUGUGAAGUUGUUGCCGUAGGAACAGGUAACUCUUGUAUAGCAAAGACAAAUCUUACCUUUGAUGGUCGGUGUUUGAUUGACAGCUAUGCAGUGGCGAUGGCCCGAAGGGCUCUACUGAAAUAUUUUUUUAAAGAAAUGAAGAGUUAUUAUGAUGGUAGCAAAGUUUUAUCAAUAUUUGAACAAAUAUCAGAGACAUCGUGUAUGUUAAAAUUGAAGGACUAUAUAAGUUUACAUCUUUACUUGAGUGAGCCACCUUGUGGAGACUAUGGCUUCUACACUGAAACAGAACCGACACCUAGUCCCCCGCUGACAGCAGAACAGAAAGACUUGGUCACAAAAGGAGCUCACUACCCAGCCUUUAGUGAAGACUUUCCAGGCUGGCUUUGUGUUAAGAAUUAUCUAGAGGAGGUGAACCCUGUAGAGGAGGAAGACACUGGCCAGCAGACAUUGGCAGAUCUUGAGACAGAGGAACUUUCUGUGAUGUCUUGUAGUGACAAACUGCUGUUGUGGAACAUUGUCGGUAUCCAAGGGGCACUUUACUCCUGUUUUCUUCAACCUGUCUACAUCAAGUCCAUCACUGUUGAACGUCACUUUGACCAUGGCCACUUCUGUCGGGCAGUUUGCUGCCGUGUUUACGAUGUGCUGCAGGAGUCACUGCCUCCACCCUACCACAUAAACCAUCCCACACUGACUACAACUUCCUUACCCUCCCCUGACAUUGGGGUGCAUGCCACUCCACUGUGUAUGAACUGGUCUCAUGGAGACGAAAAAGUUGAAGUGAUUGAUGGAAAUACUGGCCGAGCAUCUGACAUGUCACCUCACAAGGCUGGAGCCAAUGGUGCCAGCCGCCUAUGUAAAGCUGCACUUCUACACAGAUUUAAGGAGUUAGCUAAAGCCACCCAGCAAUACCCAUUACUCCAGAUUCCAUCUUUCACAGCCGCUAAAAACACUGCCAAGAACUACCAGACUGCAAAACAGGCAUUCUACACUCAUUGUGCACAGAUAGGCAUUGGGGAGUGGAUUAGAAAACCUCAGGAAAUUGACAAUUUUGGGAAAUGAUACUGUCAUCCCAUGUGUGAAAAUUUUAUUUCAUAUGCAUUAGACACAGCCCUUCACAGCUAACUAAUAAAGAAAUUAUUACACUUAGAGCAAGACACUAGACAAUGGUCAAAAACAUUUCUGUAAAACAUUAAGAGGAAAUGUUUAAGUGAAUUCAUUGUAUACUAUUUGUGCCAAAUAUAGAAUUUACCAGGUUUCUGUCUCUACUGAAACUGACAAUUGUUUCUUUAUCCUUGAUAUAUGGUCAGUGCUGGAUCUUACAUUCCAUAUUUAAUUGUGAAUUGCUGAAGUGAUGAACAUUGUGCUAAAGAAGAAAAUGAAUUAAUAAAACAAGCAGAGCAUGGUUUAUGAUAAGCAGAAACAGAAUUAUGCAAUGUUUAAUUAAAAGAAACAGAAUUGAACAAUGUUUAGUUAAUAGAAACAAAAUUAUACAAUGUUAUUGAUAGAAGAAAAGAAUUUUACAAUAUUGAGUGAAUAGAAACAAAAUGAUACAAUGUUGAGUGGAUAAAAAUCAAACAAGACUAGGUGGAUAGAAACAUAAUCGUGCAAUCUGAGUGGAUAAAAACAUAAUUAUGCAGUAUUUUGUAGAAUGAAUCAAAAUUAUAAAAUGUUGAGUGGAUAGAAAGAAUUAUACAUAAGUGGAUGGAUAGAAGCAAAAUAAUAUGAUCAUGAACAAUAAAGGUUGUAGAAGAAUGAGUGGAUAUAAACAGAAUUAUACAAUGUUGUGUGGAUAGAAAUAGAAUUAUACAAGCUAUGAUAAGUGCCUUUUUAUAUGCCUGUCAAAGACAAUGACGUAAAAUUGACAAUGUAUAAUGGUAUGGCUUUUAUUCCUCAUCAGAGUAUCAUAUCAUAGCCUUGUUUUCCCUCUUGGCAUUUUGAAUGAACAUAACCAACUCCAUAUUUGUAUUCUUUGUGGUACAAUAAAUCAGAAAUAUUUCUCUAACACUGGACAAGCACAUGUUGUUCCACCUCUUGCCCUAGGUUGGUCUGUAUGGAGUUUUGAAUACGAGUAUGAUAUUGUUUGAUCGUCUCUAUGAAGACGUGUGUACUUACUGCUGUGAUGACAUCAUGUUGGCCAAUAACAUGUUGGUAUUAACAGCUUAAAAGUCUAUACAAGUUAAUGGUUUUUAUCUGCUUGGUAUGUUGGAGGUCAGAGAUUUUUUAUAAGGUAAGAAUUUAAACAAUUUGAUGUAAUAAUGUUAGAGGUAUAUAUCAGUUAAAAAUCAUGACAUAGAAUUUCAUCAUAUAAAUUUAACUAGCUUCUUGUUCCACUCAUUUAAGUAAAGCAUAGUUCAAUGUGGGUGAAAGUCUGUAGGUACAAAAGGUAUGGCACUAGUAUUAAUUGGUAUAAGUGACCUUGAACAACUUGGAAGGUUACAAGAUGAAUAAGCUAAGAUGUGAAGUUGUGAUAGUAUAAUGUUUGAGACUGACCUUAUUACACUCUGAAGGUCAGAAGUUUGAGGUAUUGUAAUUGCCAACAGUAUUGAUAGAAGGCUAGCAAUAUAGGCCCAUCUCGUCUCUUGUAACUGAAGCUGAAAAUUUUGCAUUAGCUUUUUUCAUUAUUAUAAUUUUUUUAACGUUUUAAAGUAAGGCAUUGUACUGUAAAUCAUUAAUUUUCAUGGGGCAUUUAUUUUCAUAAAAUGAGUGGUACUCUAAAUCUACAAAUUCCUAUGCCUAUGGAUUACAUGAAUUAUAGUUCUAGUGAGUAUUGUGAGGAAGAUUUAUCCAUGAAAAUGUAUAUCUUUAGGAAACCAUGAAAUUUGAGCCCUACAAAAAAAUAUGACUUUACAGUUUCUACAUAUGAAUAUUAAAAAGCUGGUGUUGACACUUCCUUGAUUUUAAACAGUGUGCAAGAUUGAAUAUUUCAUGUGAGGAGUAUGUGAUUAAAUCAUUACAUUUAUGUAGUUGUAUUGUCAGCAGUAAUUCACAAAACAAGCUUUCUCAAUAUAUUCCAGACUAGAGACUUGUCAUUUAAAGCUAAUGUAUAUUGAUAAAGAUGUUGGAUAUUUCGGUUCUUGCUUUUGAUUGUGAAACAUGACACUUAAGUGACAUGCUUUCCAGUAAAUAACAAUCUAAUUGAUGAAACUAUUUUCUCAACAAUGUAUAGUAACAACUAAAAUAACUAGUGACUUUGCUUCACAAUUCAUUUUCCUGGAAUAUUUGUGCAUGAGUGGGAUAUUUGUAUGGGUAAGAUUGCCUUAACUUAUAUUCGAGAUUAUUACAGGUGAAUCACUUUUACACAUACAUGUUAUUAUUUAUAAAAAUACUGCUUCUCUAUACUAUACAUUUAUCAUGUCUUUAUGAAAACCAGUCCAUGAAACAGGCAUAGCUCUUUUUGUUUUUCUUUUGCGGCUGGGAAAAUGCUUUCAUCGCAAGUACAAUUUCAAAUUGUAAUUAUUUAAUCAAUACAUUUCACAUAUUGUUUUU